CAAGCAUAUUUCAAAAAAAAAAAAAAAAAAAACACACUCGCUCCCUUUCUCUCUCUAAAAAAACCCUAACCCGUGCUCUCUCUCUAAACAUGGUUCUAUCGUCAUAGAUUCACCGUUUUCGACUGGGCUUGUGUUUUCAAUGGUGCGGAGACGAACCUAGGCUGUGAGAUUUCGAAGGAUCUACAGACAAACGGACACACAGAGAGACAAAGGGAGGAACUAAGAGAAACGAUGGCUACUUCUGCGGACGAAGAGCUAGAGCAGCAGCUAUUGGAAGCUGGAAAUCGAUUAGUUGACCCUCCUUCUUCCGUUGACGAACUCCUUGCACUACUCGAUCAAGUUGAGAAAUGCCUAGCUAAGGUUGAGCAGUCCCCUGGGGAAUCAAUGCAAAAGGCACUUGCACCAUCAUUGACAGCAUUGAUUGCCGAUAAACUAUUUCAGCAUCCAGAUAUUGAUGUCAAAGUUUCUGUUGCUUCAUGCAUUAGUGAGAUAACUCGAAUAACAGCACCCGAAGCUCCGUAUGAGGAUGAGCAAAUGAAGGAGGUGUUUCAGCUUAUUGUGUCAUCGUUCGAAAACCUAUCUGACAAAUCUAGUCGAUCAUAUGACAAGAGGACCUCAAUUCUUGAAACUGUGGCAAAGGUGAGGUCAUGUGUCGUGAUGCUUGAUCUCGAAUGUGAUGAGCUGAUUGUUGAGAUGUUCCAGAAUUUCCUAAAAUCAAUCAGAGACUACCAUCCGGGAAAUGUGUUCUCAUCGAUGGAGAUCAUUAUGAGUCUCGUCCUAGAAGAAAGUGAAGAAAUCAGUAUGGACCUAUUAUCUCCAAUAUUGGCUAGCUUAAGGAACAAUGAGGAGGUUCUGCCUAUUGCUCGGAAGCUUGGAGAGAAGGUGCUCAAAAGCUCUUCUAGCAAGCUUAAACCAUAUCUGAUACAAGCAGUGAAAACCUUGGGCAUUUCUUUCGAUGAUUAUAGUAAAGUGGUCACUUCUAUAUGUGAAGAGAUAUCUGGAGAUGACCUGAAGGAUGCCCAUGAUGCUGAUGAACAUACGGCUGGUGAGGGCAAGAUGAUGAAGGAGUCAUUGGAUGAUGCACAGCAGGCUAAUGAAGAGAGAGAAAUAGUAGCACCAUCUGUUGAGCAAAGUGGUCCUACAAAUGACUCGGCUUCCAAGCCUGUCGAGGAAAAUGGUAUUCCACAAACAGGCGAAGACAAGUCAUUAGAUGAUCCUGAUUCCUCAGAGAAGCAGGAGGUUACCCAGCAAAUAGAUCAGCCAAAAGCUAUUGAUGAGUCGAUUGAUGAUGGACCUGGGGGCAUGGAUGUAGAGAAGGAAGUCAGCCUGGGACAUAAUCGAGAGCAAGCUAGCAAGAGAAAAGGGAGGAAGCCUAACUCUUCGUUUAAAUUGGCAGAAGCCGCAGAACAUUCUGAGAUUUCUCAAGCUACUGGUGAGAAGGAAGCUAAGGAUUUUCCAGACCAUAGAAGUCAGGACAUGGAUAUAUCCUGUGAACCUAGCAAGAAUCUAUCUGCUGAUCCAGUUUUGCCUUUAGAAAAUGAAAAAGUGAUUGAUGACCAACUAUCCUCUCCAAAGGUUGUAGAGCGUGAAACCAUAAAUGCAUUUUCUUCUUCACCCAGUGGUAGCAUUGCUGAUGAAAGCCGUUCUAGAAAGACUGGGAGAUCCAAGGAGAAUAAAGGCUAUGUGCCUGCUGAGGAUGUGCCUAAAAAGGCAUCUGAAGGAGCUAGUGACACAGGGAAUAAACAUCAUAGGCGUUCUGGGAAGAAGUUGCGUAAGGUAUCCUCUAAAGAGGCUGAAUCACCACUCAUGGAAGAUGCACCUAAGAAGGGAAGUGGCACAACAAAUGAGUCUGAGGCUAAACCACUUGAACAUCCUGCUAAGAAGAUAGACGCUCUGGGUAAAAUUGGGGAAGGGUUGACUCCUAUUCAGUCGGGAAGUAAGAAAAGGAGGGCCAAAGCAGUUUUGGAAAAGGGUUCAACCAGAGAUGAUGAAGUUUCUUCUCUGAAGUCAACUGAACGUCUCCUUAAGGAGAGUACAAACACAAAUUCCAAAAGGAAGCGCACCCCGGGGAAAGAAAAGGAACUUGGUGAUGUGGAUUCUGGUGAGGAGUUGAUUGGUAAGAAGAUCAAGGUCUGGUGGCCUUUGGACAAAGCGUAUUAUGAAGGAGUCAUUGAUUCUUUUGAUUCUGUUAAGAAAAAGCAUAAGGUUGCAUACCAUGAUGGUGAUGUAGAAGAACUAUAUCUGAAUAGAGAGAAAUGGGUGAUCAUUUCAGAUUUAUCUGGAUCUGAUGGGGAAGAGAAAGCUGAUCAUCCAAGUCCUGAUGCUUCAGCUGAAAUGCCCCUCAAGAAGAAACUGAAAGCAAAUUCUGAUCAGUCAACUAACCAUGGCAAAUUGGAUACCUCACAUAAAAGGGUUGGAAGUUCUUCCUCCAGCAAAUCGAAAGUGGCAGGAACAAAAUCUGAUCACAAGUCCAAGGAUGCUAGUAAAGCUGAAGGCAAAUCCAAAAAGGAUCCUGAACAGUCUGAUGAUGACGAUGGUGUCGGAAAAUUGAAGGAUGCUACCCCAAAAAGUUCGAGUAAAUCCAAGAAGGAUGACAGAGCCACACCCAAGAUUAACAAAUCGAAGGAGGAGAGCUCUACCUCAUUGAGAACUUACAAGUCCAAAUAUGGCUCAACGAAGAGUAAUAAGUCAAGACAAGAAGAAAACCCCAAGGGCACCUUUAGUGGCAAGGGUAAAGCGCCAAAAAGUGGUGAGAAGUCUAAUGCCAAUGGCAGUGGCAAGUUGAAAUUUGGCAAGUUGAAAGGAGGUGAGGAUGCGAAGGACGUCUCCACUGAUACUGCAAAGGUUGUCGAAAGCUCUAGAGGAAAGGCAACAAGCUCAUCAAAGGUGUCAGGAAAGCGUAGAAGAGGAGCCUAGAUAUAGUUGUCCUGGUGUUUACAACUUUUCUAAAUCGUUAAGGCACCCUCUCUUUUUUAUUGCGGCUUCAUCCUUGCACUAGUGCUGCAAUCCAAAGUAAGCCAUGAGUUGGUUAAUUAGCAUCGGCUUUGUUAUGUCCAAAGCCGUUAGUCUAGUUUAUAGAUGGUUGUAGGUUAGUUUUUUGGCCCGCCCUCCAUUGUCAUGCCUAGCUAGUAUUUGGGGGCAUAUCAGAACACAUUGGAUUAGUUUUUAUUGAAGAGGAAACCUGUUUUCAUAUAUA
Messenger RNA from Tripterygium wilfordii, 3196 nucleotides. RefSeq lists its product as uncharacterized. The transcript has 14 exons. Gene Ontology annotation, biological process: DNA repair; mitotic sister chromatid cohesion. The record is from RefSeq and is a predicted model, not a curated record. Gene Ontology annotation, cellular component: chromatin; nucleus. NCBI's taxonomy places the organism in Eukaryota, Viridiplantae, Streptophyta, Magnoliopsida, Celastrales, Celastraceae. The coding region runs from base 232 to 2916 and encodes 894 amino acids.